Hyla sarda is the source of this 1259-nucleotide messenger RNA. RefSeq names its product FKBP prolyl isomerase like (gene FKBPL). The coding region runs from base 175 to 978 and encodes 267 amino acids. The transcript is spliced from 2 exons. The record is from RefSeq and is a predicted model, not a curated record. Lineage: Eukaryota; Metazoa; Chordata; Amphibia; Anura; Hylidae. Gene Ontology annotation, molecular function: protein binding.
GUUUUUUGGAGUGUAGGAGGAAACCCACUCAAGGGAAAACAUACAAACUCAUUGCAGAUAUUGAUUGUCCUUGGUGGGAUUUGAACCUACGUCCCCUGCAAGGCUACAAAACUAAGCACUGAGCCUCAAAGAACAAUAAAACUGGCGCAACUGUUCCUGGAAUCCUCAGAGGCGAUGGAUAGUCCUCCGGCUUCACCAGACUGUAGAUCUUGGUAUUGCCCAGAUGGGAGCUUCACAAAGACCAUUCUAGAGCCAGGAUCAGGUGUGGACAAACCCAAGGAAUAUGCCAUGUGCACCAUAUUCCUGGAACCUCUCAGUAACCCUACAACUUCAACCAUAGACAAUGGGUAUCCUGCAGGGAGCUGGGUACAGAUAGAACUGGGGGAAGGAGAUACCAGUCGGGACCGUCUGAUUGACCAGUGCCUGGAAACCAUGCUUCCUGGAGAAGUCUGCAGAGUGGACAGUGCUUUGGGUUUCCAGUUCAUCUUGAGAUUGGAAAGUUUCAGAGAUGGAAAGGAGGCGUGGGAACUGGACGUGAACGAGAAGAUGGAGAGGGCGGCCAGAGAUCGGGAAGCAGGCGGGAAGGCUUAUCGAGAUGGGAACCUUGAAGGAGCAGAGAGGCGAUAUGCCAGGGCGCUCCGGCUUCUGGUCUGUACACCAGGAGACGCAGAGGAAGAUAAAAUAGCCCUGCUCUCUAACCUGGCGGCUUGUGACCUCAAGAAGGGGAGGCUACGUGAGGCUGAGGUGAGGUGCACACGAGUCCUUGACAAGAACCCUGACCACCUGAAAGCUUUGUACAGGAGGGGUAUGGCCAGGGCCGGCAUGUCAGACUGGAUGGGUGCAAGGGAGGAUCUGGAAAAAGUCUUGAAACUGGAUCCGGGUAACAAGGAGGCGAGAAGAGAAAUUGGCAAAGUCCGGGAAAAGCAGAAGAACGAGCAGGCGCAGAUCAGUAAGGCUUUAGGGAAGAUGUUCCUAUAAACCGGAGCCUGUACCGAUAGACAGCCAUAAACCCGCCCAUAAUAAGUGUCCUCUCUGACUACUGUGGUAUAAAGCUCCUCAUGUCUCCGUAAUAUUACUAGUCCACAUGGUUCAAAGAUGGCCGCCUACACUACCAGUCUGCUAACCAGCUUAAUGCAGUUGUCUGAUUGGAGAAAAUGGCUCUUGGUUCGUUUACCUCAGGGAAGUCAACCAUGAAUGGAUUGACUUAUGGAGUGAAGUGUGUGAUGCAUAGAUUCUAUACAUGUACAAAUAAAGUCCUA